AUGACGGGGACCCUAGAGCAUGUCGGGUUCCACACGUCGCUGACGACGGCCUCUCCCAGGUUACUAUCUCCUGCCUUGCCGGCAGCUCGGAACCUUCGCCGAGUCGUUGAACAGUACUUCUCCAAUGUCCAUCCUCUCCGGUGCUUCGCAUUUGUACAUAAGCCGUCCUUUAUGCGCCAGCUAGACAAGGGCCUCACCUCUGAUGACGAGUCAGCGCUCUUGCACAUUAUCUGCGCACAGGGCGCAAAGUUUCUCGUCCUGAGCGCUGACCAAGGCGAGGCCAGCUCCCCACCCCCAUUGUUGAGACAUGCAGGAAAUCAAUGGGCAAAAAAGGCGGAAUUUUUAUUGCUGGCCAACUUCGGAAAGAUAUCGGUCCAAAGACUGAUGACGGCAAUUCUCCUUCACGACUUUCAUUUUCGACUUGGUGAAUAUGGCCAGGCGCUCAUGAUUAGCGGCCUCGCUGUGCGAAUGGCCCACGCCUUGAAGAUAAACACCGAGUACAAUUCUGACAUUCUGUGCACCGACGAGGAUAGUAGUGCGCCCUCGGUGGCGUCAAGAGAGAGUAGGCGACGACUCAUGUGGGCUUGUUAUGUUCUCGAUGCCUGGGCGGGCAGCGGUGUCGACCAACUUACCUUGCUACGAGAGAAUGACAUCAAGAUCCAGCUUCCAAGCAACGAGCGAAACUUUGGACUGAGGAUACCGUCUGUCACAGAAACGCUCGGCGUCGGCCACGUCUUGCAAUUUCUCCCACCCGCAAUUGUUCCGCGACGGCCCGCCGCCAACAUGGGCAUCAUGGCUUACUAUAUCCGGGUUGUGGCAUUGUGGAAAAGGAUUGUCCGAUAUGUCAAUCACCUGCAUGCGGGACCGCCUCCCUGGCAGCCAGACUCCCUUUUUGCAGCAUUGGAUGCAGACUUGGGUCUAUGGCGAAGAGAGUUGCCAGAUUUUGUCGAGUACACCACCGAGACAAUUUACGCACGAUUGGACUCAAACCAACUUGGUUCACUUGUGCUUAUUCACUGCACCUAUCACCAUAAUUAUCUGGAACUCUACAAGCUCACCAUGCCCGACCUCUUCAAGCUUCCGAAGCCCUUUUCGUUUCCCCCGGAACAUCAAGAGUUCCUCCAGACAGCCCAAGCCAACGCUUACUAUCAUGCCCAGCAAAUCGCGGACAUACUAGCUGAAGCUGCGGAGCACGGUUCACGGCUUCUCUCGGAUAGUUUGCUGCCAUUCUUUGUCUACGACAGCAGCCGUGUCAUGCUGUACUAUGUUGCUCGCCUGCUGGACCCUACCAGACCCGACGCGGAGGUCAAGCUGAGAGACGCAGUGAAGGCGGUGGAGAGCAACAAUAGGAUUUUGGGCAUGAUGUCUACAUUGUUUCCAAUCGCCCUGUCAUUGUCUGCAACAAUUGAACGUUGGCUAUCCAAGAUGCAGCAAACAGUCGCUAGUGACGACCUCCUGAGUAGCCUCGAAGCGGGUGACCACCUUGAAACGCAUCACCCAGCUUUACCAGAUAACGCAGGCGGAAAGCCGGACAAGACGGGGACCUACGAACUGCCUCCCCUGUCCCUUCACUCGCUCGCCCGCUCCGGGACCAGCGACCUCGGUGGCAUGGAGGGGGAUGCGGCUACGCGAACCGCCGGCUGGAGCACGCAGAAUCCUCAUGCCGGGGGAGCGGCGUCCUGGGACGGAACUAGUGCUGCGGCUCAUCAACUCGUGGGGCUCAGCCAGGAACAGUCGGUUCGAUCCAGUUUGCAGCAUGAAAGGCCUGUUCCGCUUCAUCCACUCCGCAAACUUGGCCCAACGCAGCCCAUGUGCGAUGCGCUUGACCUGGACGACUUGCAAAGCUUUUUGUCCUGGGACAUGUACGGAAUCAUGGAAAUGGGCGGUUCGGUUUUCAACGAGGAUAUGGACGACUCUGUGUCGCAGUCUUGGACCGGAGCGAUCUAG
This is a messenger RNA of Metarhizium album ARSEF 1941, 1947 nucleotides long. RefSeq lists its product as uncharacterized. Gene Ontology annotation, biological process: DNA-templated transcription. Bases 1 to 1947 code for a protein of 648 amino acids. Gene Ontology annotation, cellular component: nucleus. The transcript is spliced from 5 exons. Gene Ontology annotation, molecular function: zinc ion binding; DNA binding. NCBI's taxonomy places the organism in Eukaryota, Fungi, Ascomycota, Sordariomycetes, Hypocreales, Clavicipitaceae. The record is from RefSeq and is a predicted model, not a curated record.